Messenger RNA from Carlito syrichta (Philippine tarsier), 1416 nucleotides. RefSeq names its product Ras association domain family member 6 (gene RASSF6). Gene Ontology annotation, biological process: signal transduction. The coding region runs from base 34 to 1044 and encodes 336 amino acids. The record is from RefSeq and is a predicted model, not a curated record. NCBI's taxonomy places the organism in Eukaryota, Metazoa, Chordata, Mammalia, Primates, Tarsiidae. The transcript has 10 exons.
GCAUCAUCAGACCAUCUCAGAAAGGAGAGAGGGAUGGCUAUGAUGGCCCACCAAUACCCUGCUUGGAUCUUCAUCAAUGAGAGGACAUUCAUAACCAGGGAACAACUUAAUUAUUUAUUGAAGACUUAUAACAUUUUUUAUGAGAACCAGAAAAAUCUGCAUAUUGUAUAUGCACAGACUGAAGAUGGGAAACCAAUUGUUGAAGGAAUGCUGGACAUUUUCUGGGGAGUAAAACGACCUAUACAGCUGAAAAUACAAGAUGAAAAACAAAUUCCUUCUUUUACUACAAAGUCACUAGACGUCUUUUCCAGCAAGGGAAUGACACGCUGGGGGGAAUUUGAUGAUCUUUACCGUAUUAGUGAGCUGGAUAGGACCCAGAUUCCAAUGUCUGAACCAAGGAAUUUCCAGGAAGACUAUUUAUCUUAUCACAGCAACACUCUGAAGCCACACCCAGAUGAAGAGCCAGAAUCCCCAUUGCUCUAUAGAACCAUGAGUGAAGCAGCCCUGGUGAGAAGAAGGAUAAAGCCUCCAAGGAUGGACAGAAGAGAGAAACAGAACAACAGAGCUUCCAUUAAUGGACAUUUCUAUAAUCAUGAAACAUCAAUUUUCAUUCCAACCUUUGGAUCAGAAACUAAGGUCAGAAUAAACAGUGACAUGAGAACUGAAGAAGUAAUAAAGCAACUUCUCCAAAAAUUUAAGAUUGAAAAUAGUCCCCAGGAUUUUGCUCUUUACAUUAUUUUUUCAACAGGAGAACAGAGACGGCUAAAGACGACAGACAUCCCACUCCUGCAGAGGCUCUUACAGGGACCUUCCGAAAACAACGCUCGCAUUUUCCUCAUGGAUAAAGAUGCAGAAGAAAUAAGCAGUGAUGUGGCUCAGUACAUUAACUUUCACUUUUCUCUCCUGGAAUCCAUUCUUCAAAGAUUAAAUGAAGAGGAGAAAAGAGAGAUUCAAAGAAUAGUAACAAAAUUCAAUACAGAAAAGGCUAUUAUACUGAAAUGUCUUCAAAGUAAACAGGUAGUAAAAACAGAGACGACAGUUUAGCAGUACAGGCCACUAUUGCUAAAACACUUCAACAAAGUUAGAGAGAUGUUGCAAUUUGAUGAAUGCAUAAAUUCUGUACUUGCGUUCAUACAAAUACAUAUACCUUAAUUCUUUAGAAAACUGAAAGUUAACAAAACUUGUUUCUCUUUGAAGAUAUAAGGUUAACUAGGGUUCACAGUUGGACUAAAAUGAGCUUGAAUUUAGUUUCAGUAACUGAAAUAAGCUUGGAUACUGUGUAUUCCACAUAUCUUUUAAACUAACACAUGUAAUGACCUUGAAUUUAAAUAGUGUUUUCAAAUGUGCAGCUUGACUUACUUUAGCUUGAACUCUCAAGAGAACUGAAGUAUCAUCAACCAACUUAGAAAUGAAUCA